Molecule: messenger RNA, 2598 nt
Organism: Megalobrama amblycephala (Wuchang bream)
Lineage: Eukaryota; Metazoa; Chordata; Actinopteri; Cypriniformes; Xenocyprididae
Gene: suv39h1b
Product: SUV39H1 histone lysine methyltransferase b
Exons: 6
Coding region: 524-1876 (450 amino acids)
Cellular component (GO): nucleus
Molecular function (GO): zinc ion binding; protein binding; histone H3K9 methyltransferase activity
Source: RefSeq, a predicted model, not a curated record
CCUCCGUUUUGGAAGAAUCUUUGCUGCAGGUUGUUGAUACAAAUUCACAUAAGGUCGAUGUUAUGGCCACCGCGCGCUCACGCAACACAUUCAGCAAGCUCAUUGUGAAUGUUUUAACUCAUCUGUUAUUCUUGCGUUAACUUUAUAAAGUUGUACAACGUAACAUAGUGCAAAAGUGUGUACAUUCAGUAGUUAGCAUAAUUUUCAGUGUUUAGCUAACUUUUCCGUUCUCUAGAGGAAUAUGGUCUAACGUUACUCAGUAUGUUUGAACGCUGGACACUUUUAUCAAAAAGCACAUUUUCUCCACAACAUGUUCAUCUACGCCGAUGUCGUUGUUUACCCACUUACUAUAGGUUUACAGCUUAUCUAUAUUUUACUUAUGACUAUUAGUUUUUAGCAAGUUCAUUAAAUGGCCCAUUGGUUAGUGAUGAUACAUGUGGAAUUUUCUGUAAGAAUUUUUAUGUCAAGCUGGCAAAAUGAUCCCGUUAUCUGUACAAUAUUUUAAUAAAUUUUAAACAUUUUCAUGUUGUUCUGUGGUUUACAGCAGUCUUUCAAGCUUUUUAAUGCCAAGAAACAUAAGUUGAUGAUGAUUCCCUUGUCAGACAGCAGCUUUCCACAAUACACAAGCACUCAAGAGUGUAGGGUAGCAUGCAUUGCCAAUGCAGACCAGCUGGAGGCAAUCUGUCGAGAGCAGGGGGUGAAAUGUGAAGAGCUGGGCAUCAACAAGAACAACCUGUGUGACUAUGAGGUAGAAUACCUCUGCGAUUACAAAAAGAAAGUCAUCAAUGAUGGGAAGACACAAAUAGUACAGGAGUUGUACCUGGUGAAAUGGAAGGGCUACCCUGAAUCCAGCAACACAUGGGAACCACGGAAGAACCUGAAGUGCAUAGAUCUGCUCAACCAGUUCUGGGAGGACCUGAAUGUGGAGAUGCAGAGACAGAAGAAGCGUUCCGCCCCUCGUCGCCUAGAUCCUGCCACCGUGUCGCAGCUCAUCCAGCGGGCGAAACUCCGGCAGACCCUUAAACGGUGGGAGACACACCUCAACAGCUUGGGCGCCCACAAGGGCCACAUCUAUGUUCGGAACCAGGUCGACCUGGAGGGCCCGCCAAAGAACUUCACCUACAUAAAUGACUAUAAAGUCGGUGAUGGGAUAAUGCUGAAUGAGGUGUCUGUGGGCUGCGAAUGCACAGACUGCCUGGACAACCCCGUGGAGGGCUGCUGUGCCGGCGCGUCGCAGCACAAGUUUGCUUACAAUGAGUUAGGCCAAGUCCGCAUUCGGCCUGGGUUGCCCAUUUAUGAAUGCAACAAGCGAUGCCGCUGUGCGCUCGACUGCCCCAACAGAGUGGUGCAGAGGGGCAUUCAGUAUUCCCUCUGCAUUUUUAGGACAGACAAUGGCAGGGGCUGGGGGGUACGGACCAUGGAGCGCAUUCGCAAGAACACUUUCGUCAUGGAAUACGUUGGGGAGAUCAUUACGACAGAAGAAGCAGAACGCAGAGGUCACAUAUACGAUAAAGAAGGUGCCACCUACCUUUUUGACCUGGAUUAUGUGGACGACGAGUACACUGUGGAUGCUGCUCACUAUGGAAACAUCUCCCACUUUGUCAAUCACAGCUGUGACCCAAACCUUCAGGUAUAUAAUGUGUUUAUUGAUAACCUGGAUGAGCGGCUGCCACGGAUCGCGUUCUUUGCCACUCGUGGGAUAAAGGCAGGAGAGGAGCUCACCUUUGACUACAAAAUGAAGAUUGAUCCAGUAGAUGCCGAGAGCACGAAGAUGGAUUCUAAUUUCAGUCUGACAGGACUCCCGGGAUCCCCUAAGAAGCGUAUGCGCAUGGAGUGCAAAUGCGGGGUACCAACAUGUCGAAAGUAUCUCUUUUAGAGGAAGUUCAUGCUAAAGAGGGACUGAAAGAAGAUCAUGUAUUCAAGUGAAUAUGUUGAAAGCAUCUGCAGUUUAGGAACUGUUUUGGCAGGUGUUUUGAAAUAUUUCAUUGAAUUUUAAGUAUAUAUUUAAGGUUUUUUUAUUUCCCCAAGAUGAACCUCAACUUUUUCCUCAUUGUUGUCCGCAGUGUUUAAAUAGUGUAUAAAUGUGGCAUUACUCUAUCAAUUUGUCCGUUAGAGAAGAUGUUUGUAAAGUUGCAAAAAAAAAGUGCUUUUCAGUAAUUGUUUUAAAAUUUAUAUUUUAUAUCAAAUCAGUCUUUGACACCAUGGAAUUCUUACACAAAUUAUUUGAUUUUUUUUUUUAAACAUUUAAAUGUUCAUAUGCUUUGCUUGAAUAGGAGGAAUUAUUUUUUUUUUUUUACAAACUUUUGUAGUGAAACUUUUUGCCCUGUUUUUAGCAAAUAUAUUUAGACCAGUGUAAAAUAUCAAAAAUAUACAAUGUCCUUCCUUCUAUUUUUAUUUUUAUUUUUUUUUAUUUUUUUUCACAACUUGAAAUUUCCACCAGGGGGCAAAAUUUUACUUUUAAUGCACAGAAAGGGAAGUUUGUUAGACUGAGGGAGGUGGACCUACAUGAGAUGUUGCCUUUUACGCAUGCAAAGUGUUAUCAUUCUGUUUUAUGUGUAUAUAGUCUAAAACCUGACAAAAUAUAUUCAUAGUGUCAAA